Molecule: messenger RNA, 2437 nt
Organism: Amphibalanus amphitrite
Lineage: Eukaryota; Metazoa; Arthropoda; Thecostraca; Balanomorpha; Balanidae
Product: multiple coagulation factor deficiency protein 2 homolog
Exons: 6
Coding region: 166-897 (243 amino acids)
Molecular function (GO): calcium ion binding
Source: RefSeq, a predicted model, not a curated record
GUACAGCUGUUCUGGUUCGCCGGGGUGCGAUCAGCGCUGUGUUGUAUAUGUAGUGGUUAAAUAAGCGUGUUUUGGCUGUAUUUUCGCUAUUUUUAGCCUGACUGUCUCUCAACAUUGUAAAUUUAGUGGGCAAAUUUAAAACAUUACCUUCCUCUAUCAGAAGUCAUGCACAUCUAUCUGGUAGUAUCAGUGCUAGUGGUGCACAUGGUGCAGGCUGAGUAUCGCCAGCCUCCAGGUGUCAACCCGAACCACUACCAGCAGCCUGGUCAGGUACCUCAGCAGCAGCAGCAGCAAUUCCAACAGCCUCCACCCCAGCAGCAGCAAUUCCAGCAGCCACCUCCUCAACAACAGCAACAGUUCCAGCAGCCACCUCCUCAACAACAGCAGCAAUUCCAGCAGCCGCCUCCCCAGCAGCCACAGCAGGGUGUUCCGCAGCAGCAGUUCCAGCGCACGGACGGUCACGGCCACGGCGGUCACGGUCAGCAGCAGGCCAUUCUCAGGGACAAACAGCAAAUCACCGCCGAAAAAGAUCACAUCAAGGAGCACCUGGGGGCGCCGAUCGACACGUCCAAAAUGUCCGAGGAAGAGCUGCAGUUCCACUACUUCAAGAUGCACGACGCCGACGGCAACAACAAGCUGGACGGCCUCGAGCUGGUGGCCUCGCUGCAGCACUGGCACGACCAGUCCAACCACGAGCCCGGCCACCCGGUGCCCGAGAAGAAGAUCUUCACCGACCAGGAGCUGUUCGAGCUGAUCGAUCCCAUCAUCGACCAGGACGACCGCAACCGGGACGGCUACAUCGACUACUCCGAGUUCAUGUUGGCGCAGCAGAACCAGCCGCCGCCGCCGCCGCAGCAGCAGCAGCAGCAGCAGCAGCAGCACGGCAUGCCCGCCUAGGUGUGAGUGCGGUGCACAGACUCGGUGACUGCCAGCUCAGGCCAGCCGGGGGAUGGACGGGGGUGCUCGGACGCACAGACAGAGGUCUCUGAGGAAGGAGAGGGCGGUGCCCAGGCGGGAUAGGUGUCAGGUGAUCGGGAGUAGGGUGUAGGUAUGUGGAGUGACCGGAGCCGGCGGCUGCGGAGCGCCGGCCGGGGACGGGCUGCUGUCCCCGCCCGGUCAGUAUGUGGUCCCGAACAGACCGCUGUCCCGGCCGCUCGGUGUCUGGUGAUGUGUCUGAUCUGACGAAGCUGAUGACAGCCGCGCUGAUGACCGUCUGACGGCUGAGCGUCGUCUGUGGGUGGCACCAAUCAGCGCCAGUCUAGGAUACAUGUUCAGGAUGUGACGCUGAUCCUCAUAUGACGCCGACUGCGCGAGAUGCAUCUAUUUUUAUAACGCAUGAGCGGGAUUGCGUGGAUAUUAUCAGAAAUUAUAUUUGGAAUUAUUUGCGGAAGAUAGCAGGGUCGCAUGUUUCAAAUUAAAUGAGGUAUGGUGCUCGUAUUACCAUAUAUGGUUUUGCACAACGAUGCGUAUAUUGGAAUGCUUUGGACGUAUUUCUGCGCUUCCAUAAACAGUCUUUGGCUAUUCCUCAUGAUGUAAUCAGAUGAGCUUAACGUUGCACAGAGACCACUUUUCCCUUGUGUCGAAACACGAAUAAUUGGCGAUGACGUGUUCAAAAGUGCAGAGCGCAUGGCAACUUAAUCAAAUGACAUUUUCGCUAUUCAUUGUUCGUUUGAUGCCUGAGCUGCUUUAUUUGCAUUUUUGUCUUCAUUCAUUUGCUAUUUGCGCUGUUUUUCCUUCUGUUUUUUUUUUUUUUUUGCAUUUUGUUCGAUGUUUCAAAUGCGGCUGUCCUGAGAUUAUGGUAACGUUCUGUUUGCACCUUUCGCUACAAUUUUGUUGAGAUUACUUGAGUUUUUUUUAUUCGUUUCUUUUUGGCAUAGGUGUUAUUUUGAAGGUGAAUGUGAAUCCCGUAACAAAAAAUAUUUGCGUUUACGCCGUAGCAUUGCGCGUGAUUUCGACUACAUGGCUCGAAACAGUCGUAGUUCGGCUAUUUACUUUUUUAUUAACAUGAAGGUUAAAUUUCGCCGCUCAUGUAUGCGUUUGCUCGAGUAUUGGGCCGGUCCGUGUUUUUGUAAUCACGGUUCAUGCUCCCCUUCGUCUAUAUUUGCCCGUUGGCCCAUUGCUGGUUACAACUAUGUGCAAUGCCAGGGAUAGGACCUUAUGCACCGGCGGUGGCGACCGGUGGGAUAUAUCACAUGUUGCUCGUGCCCCAGUUGAGAUCGGGCACCUGCCGGCAGGCGACCAUUCCAAUUGCGAGGUUCGUGUGCACGCCCUUUAGUGUUGUGGCGGUGCGACGUCUGGUGUCUGUUAUGUGAAUGUGAGAGGCGCUCCUUUGUCCGUGAGCAGCCACUCCAUCCGUUCUCGUAAUUGGCGACCGCGGUGCGUGUGGGAAGAUCGUUUAGAUGGUUGUUCGUCACAAAUAUAUGGUCGGUUUUUGUUA